This is a messenger RNA of Ruditapes philippinarum (Manila clam), 1643 nucleotides long. RefSeq names its product hemicentin-1-like. The record is from RefSeq and is a predicted model, not a curated record. Gene Ontology annotation, cellular component: neuron projection membrane. The transcript is spliced from 8 exons. Gene Ontology annotation, biological process: synapse organization. Bases 217 to 1140 code for a protein of 307 amino acids. Lineage: Eukaryota; Metazoa; Mollusca; Bivalvia; Venerida; Veneridae.
GAAAACACAUGUUUUUUGUUGUUUUUAUAAACACACGAACAUUUCGUUAGUUCACCACGCCUACGAAAAUAAGAUCUCUUGUCAAGAUUAUAUGCAACAUUGUUGAAUAAUUUUGCUCAAAUGUACUGAACUUCGUUGUGGUGGAAAGAAAGCAGGAGGAAAUCGACACGUAGGGUGGAAUUAACGAGGAUAAAAAAAAAAGAAUUUUCUUCAAACAUGGAUAUGAAACUUUGUCUUUUUGUAUCUCUCAUGACAACUGUGCAUUUCGGAUCUGCUGAUGAAGGCCGUGUCACUGUAAAGGAAGGGGAGCAUGCCAUUUUAAAGUGUUCUUUGUCAGGCAAUUUCAAAGUGGUUAUAUGGAAAAAAGCAGAUUCACCAAUGCCGUUAACUGUUGGCGAGAACGUUUUUACAAGAGACAAACGUGUAGCAAUAGUAAGAAAGGGGAACGAAUGGACACUUAUAAUACAAAACUCUGUGAUGAGUGACGGCGGAGAAUAUGAAUGUAGGGCAACUAUGGAUGGUGUUGCUGUAAAGAAGUCAUAUUUUCUUGAUGUUCAGUCAGUGCCAGUUAUAGGGACAGAGAAAACAGAAAAUGUACAGUCAAAUGUCACUAUACAGGGUGGAGAAACUGCUUUACUGUCAUGUUCUAUUAAAGAUUCCAGUCUUUACCACAUUAUAUGGAAAAAAGCAAGCACCAGUACGGUUAUAUCUGUGGGAUAUCAUGUUUUCAUAAGAGACGACAGAUUCAGUUUACACGUUGAUAUUCCAAACUGGGAUUUAAUGAUUAAAAAUGCAAGACCAAGCGAUGAUGGAACCUAUAUAUGCCUAGCAACCGACGACAAACGUUCUGUGACAAAAGUUUUCAAUCUUGAAGUUAUACCAGGAGAAGACGAUGUGACGACCCCAGCAAUACCAAGCACUUCUCCGUCACGAGAUGAUUCCGAUAGUGGAAGCGAGAAUGAAGCGCCAUCUAGUGAUGAGGUGAAUGACAAAUUGCUGAAAGCGACUCAACUUCAGUUCUACCGAGAAGAAAUAUUGACAGAUCAGAAGAAGCGGGAAAUAAUGGACAUAGAAAAAGAUUUCUUUGAAGUUGCCAAAAGGUAUUUUGAAAGCAAAGUAGAAGAAGGUGGUACAGAAUAGCCUGCAUAUGUUGUUUAUAUUUUAAUUGUUCUACGUGUAUGUAGCACAAGCAAGCUUACAAAUGACAUGAUUAAAUAAGAAAUGUGCAUAAUAGAAAACAAACAGUUGUCAGGGAAGCUAAAGAACUUUUACAUUUGUACAAAAUCAGCAGAACACAGUUGAAGGCAAAUCAUACAUAUUUCUUGGUACGUGAAUACUCUCAAAUCUUUAAAGUCGGUGAGACUAUUUUUGUCUUAAGUUUGUGAGGCAUUGUAUAUGUUAAAAUAAUUGUAGGAAUCAAUUUAAGUAGAAGCUAAAAUGAAUACAAACGUGGAUUAACUAUCUGGUGUGUCAGUGUAAGAUGUAAAGUUCUUCUUUAACAUUAUGUUGGUUGGUGUGGUUUAUAACAAACACGAACUAUUGAGAAUGUUGUUAAUAAAAUUUCUUCACAAGGAGUCAUACACAUGUAUUUAUUUAUUUAUCAUUUCAAACAAAUGUUAUAUCAUGGAAACAUGUCUUUAUAU